Molecule: messenger RNA, 1167 nt
Organism: Stylonychia lemnae
Lineage: Eukaryota; Ciliophora; Spirotrichea; Sporadotrichida; Oxytrichidae
Source: the annotation of a GenBank genome assembly
AUGUCUUUUUAUAUUUACUAACUAACUGAUUUUCCCCCCUCUUAAACUAAUAGACAAUGCAAUAAAGGCUUUGAUUUUAAAGGAAUAUAAUGCUAUAAUUGGAAUUAUCCUAUUGGAUUUCAUAGUCGCUUUUACUCUGAGGUAAAUUCCUAUGCCUCAGCAUUUGAUUUGGAUUAUAAUCAAAAUGUCAUAAUUACAGGAGUAACUAAAGAUAAUACAAUAAAUAAUGGACUCAAUACUGCCUUCUACCAGUAUCAUAGUGUAAAUGGAGAGAAAUGGCUGAAAACCUUCUUAUAAGAGAAUCUCUUACUGGCUAAUUCUGUUAAGAUUCAAAAAACUAAAAACUAUGCUUAGAAGAUUGUAUCAGUGUUAAAAGGAAAUUAGGGAAUGAUGCUAAUAAUGUUAAUUAAUGCUACUGAUGGAGAGAUGAUAAAACUUUACUAAGAUAACAGUGAUUAACUACGACCUUUAUAUGAAAUUAAUUAGCCUAACUCAAUUGUAUUUACAGAUGAUAAUCAGUUUUUUAUUUCUGCCUUUAAUUUGGACAAAAUAUAGAAUGUUAUUGCAAGAUUUGAUUUCUCAAUUUUGGGAACAUCGCUUAAUGGCAAGUGGUCAAAAAUUAUUGGAUCAUAGUAUCCUAGUCAUUAAUUUUUGUCAAUUUACCUAGAUGAGGUGAACGAUGGAUUAUUUUUAAAUUUUAAAAAAUCCUUUGUAUUCGACUCAUUUACUCAUAAUGCAAGAUUAGGAAUUAUCAAACUUAAUGCUAAAACUGGUUAGCCUUUGUGGUCUCGUGGCUUUGAGUAUAAUAAGACAACUCUUGAGUCAGAUAAGACAUUCAUUUCAGAGUUUAGUGUUUAUAGGUUAAAUGCCUAAGAAAUAAUUGGAAUAUGUUCUCACACCCAACAUGGAGAAGAUGUGUUAUAUAAUAUGUAGUUCUCACUAUUAUAGAUUGACUAUGUUUCUAAUUAAUAUUCAAUGUACAUAACAGAGUUAAACAAAAAUUAAAGAUGUAGAGAUGUGAAAAUUAAUUCAAUGAAUUAGUUUUACGCAUUAUCGAAUGAUUAAACUGAAUAUUUCGGUCAUAUGUUCUUUUACAAAAUAAAUUUUAACAAUACGAAUAAUGUGUCAAUACUUGAACAAGCAAUAAUUUUCUAAGAUUACAGAUGA